Daphnia pulicaria is the source of this 3065-nucleotide messenger RNA. Its product is annotated as runt-related transcription factor 1-like. Gene Ontology annotation, molecular function: ATP binding; RNA polymerase II cis-regulatory region sequence-specific DNA binding; DNA-binding transcription factor activity, RNA polymerase II-specific. The transcript has 7 exons. Lineage: Eukaryota; Metazoa; Arthropoda; Branchiopoda; Diplostraca; Daphniidae. Gene Ontology annotation, biological process: regulation of DNA-templated transcription. Bases 568 to 2433 code for a protein of 621 amino acids. The record is from RefSeq and is a predicted model, not a curated record. Gene Ontology annotation, cellular component: nucleus.
GUCGGUUGGGCCGAUGCCGGAGUCGACUUGGCUCCGCCCACCAACUGUAUAGACAUCCCUUUCUACUAUGCGCUUCGUCUAACGUCCUGAAUAUACUCCGAUAAACAGCGGCGCACACAUUUGCUAUAUACCGGUGCCUUUAUUUUUCUUGUGUGUGUGCGUGUGUGUGUGUGUGCCUUUUGGGCACAGGGAAUGUGGUGAAACUUUCAGUGGUGCUGCAGCUGCGAUGCCAAGCAGUAUUCUCCGAGUUUUCGUUAGUUGAAACAACUUUUCGGUUGAUUUCGUACAUUUUUAUUUGACUGAUUUAUAAAAUAUCGUAUAGACACUUGACACAUUCUUCGGCGAUAAAAUUACGAUACCGGUACUUGAGAGUGAUGCGGUGCUUAGUUGAUCCUACCACAAGGAAUAUAUUAUUCGUGUUGAUUGAACUCAUUCGACUUCUACCUUUUUGAUUUUCAUCCGUUCAAAGUGAAAGACACCACCUGUGGCGUGCUGAAGACAACCUCGAAUUAGUUCAUUAGACUGGGACACCUCCACUUUAGCUCAUCAUAUAGUCACAAUAACACCAUGCUGCUGGCCAACGAAAUGCACAUGCCGUCGGGAUCGGCUGCUGCAACUCCGCACCACCAAACUGUCAGCGGCGAACUGUCAUCGCCCACGGAAUCGACGUCAUCUUCUCCGUCUCAAGGAGGCCGACCGGAUAGUGCUCCAUCGUCGACUGAUUUGUUGUGGACCGAUCGGGCCCUGACUGAGAUCAUCGGCGAUCCAUCGGCUCCGUCGGCUUUGCUGGGCGGCGAAUUGGUGCGCACCGGAUCGCCGUGUGUCAUCUGCACGGCCCUUCCGACUCACUGGCGCUCCAACAAGACGCUGCCGACGGCAUUUCGCGUCGUUUGCCUGGGUGGAGUCGAAGACGGAACGCUUGUCACCGUUCGGGCCGGCAACGAUGAAAAUUGCAGCUCCGAACUCAGAAACGCCACCGCCAUUGUCAAAAAUCACGUGGCCAAAUUCAACGAUCUCCGUUUUAUCGGCCGAUCUGGAAGAGGAAAAAGCUUCACUUUAACCAUUACAGUUAGCACGACUCCACCACAGAUUGCGACCUACUCCAAAGCCAUUAAAGUGACAGUCGAUGGUCCACGAGAGCCACGAAGCAAAACACGGCAGCAACAGUCGUUUCGGCCAUUUGGUCUCUCGGCGACUCAGCGGCCAUACAUGCCCGAGAGUUUACGCGAACUCGAUUCCCAUCGCCGCAAGAACGACGCCCUUGCCAGCCUACAUCCAUUAGGCUUUACGACCAUCAACAACCACUUGGACGGAGGCCAGCCGAACCAUUUGUCAACGAACCAAGACGCCACUUGGCCCCCGUAUGGCGGGAGUGGGGGUAGCAGCGCAGGGGCGCUGAGCAGCGGGAGCAGUAGCAGCAGCACAAUCAGCAGUUCCUAUCCAUCUUACCUUGGAUGCAAUGUCACAUCAAGCCCCAGCGCUACUUACAAUCCUCCCGUCUUGACCUACACUGACCUCGGUGUAGGAGGAAGUGGAAGUACGCCGUCGAGCAACAACGCACUCAACGCUUCAAUUGCACAUGGACAAAUAGUUCCUACUACAGUUGGUUUAGGCGAUUGCAACGCUGGAUUGGUUGCCGAUUUCGGGUCUGAAUACGCGAUGCUGAGUACCAGCAACCGGUACCACUCGAACAUAGUCGCCACGAGUUCAGGGACGUCAGCCGAAAGCAAUGGAACCAGUGGAAACGUCGGAGAAAUGAAUUCUUCCACCGGCGAUCAACACACCCACUAUUCCCAUGCACAGACCAAUGGGAAUGCAGUAUCUAGCGGUACCGGAAGUACAGCGAAUUCAAGUCAGUUGUUCCACUCUCAUCAUAAUAUGGGACAUUUCACACCAUCCGCUGCGGCAUUUAUCUCCGGCACUGGAACCGCCAGUUCCCCGACAACGUAUGCUCUACUUGGCCAUUCGUCGACCUACUAUGGCACAGCUCCCUCAACUGCGGCAACGCCCACGCAUGGGCAAGUGUCAUCAGUGGUCGGUCCCGUUUCAACGCACAGUUCUGUCUACCAGUCCAUUGUCUACCCCCAUACCCACCAGUAUCAUCACGGAACUAUUCAUCACACUGAGACUCGAACGUCUCUCUACGCCCAGAGUCCACAUCACGCCAGCCCGUCGCUGUAUCGUGUUGAAAAUCGUCACCAUCAGCAACACGAUGGGUAUCUCGAAUCACUUAAUUCCGCUAUUGGAGGUAACGGAGCUACUGGAGAAAUUGGCGGGGCGCUCCAUGGGUUGACUGGAUCGCCACCGGACAAUAAUCCCAAUGGCCCGAUCAACAGUGCGACGAAUGGAUCUGUCUCACCUGAACAUGAAACGGGAGAUAGUUUGGGACGGACUCAGCCUUCUACUGAUCAAACUGUUUGGAGGCCCUAUUAACAAUCCAUUCCUUUGUGCAAGUAGAGAAAAGAGUACAGCUUUAAAUAUGUUGACAAUGAGACGAAUGAGUGCAAUAUGUUAUACAGUUUCAUGAGAGAAGUUUUUUAAUUUAGUUUCUCCAAUAAUAAUUCACACAGAAUAAUAAUUUUUUAAAUAAUAUGUUGUUAAAGGUGUUUUUCUUAAAACCAAAGAAAUGCUAGCUAGAGCCCUUGGCUUAGCUAUCCAGCAAAAGAGUCCAAUUUAGUAAUUCCCCCCAAUUAUAUGUUCUGUUGGCUUGCGAAUGGACCAUUGUCGACACUCGACAGUAUUUCUGUUGUUAGAAGGAUAGAUUUGUAUGCUAUGCACCGUCAAUGUAUUAAUCUAACAGCCACAUUUUUAUCAAACAUUUAUUUUCUGGUCUUAGGCAAAACAUUUCCUUUAUUAUUUUUUUGCAUAAUAAUGUAUCACUUGACUUCGAAUUCUCGGUGAAAUUUGAAAAAAAAAAAUUACAAGCAUUUUGUUAAUCCGGGUAGCCCACACUAAUACAGUAAUAUCAACUAUAUCUGCUACUAACCACCAUCUACCAAUUGAAUACAGCGAUGAAGUCGAAUUAUUGAAGUGUAUCAAUAAAAUUGUGUCUUUUCUUUAACAUA